This is a messenger RNA of Mesorhabditis spiculigera, 621 nucleotides long. Lineage: Eukaryota; Metazoa; Nematoda; Chromadorea; Rhabditida; Rhabditidae. The record is from the annotation of a GenBank genome assembly.
AUGGUCCACUACAAGUUGCACUAUUUUUGGUUUAACGGGCUUGGUGAGCCAAUUCGGCAGCUUUUUGCCAUGGCCAAAGUCGACUACGAAGACCACCGCGUUCACAAAGAUAUCGAUUGGCCAGAGCUGAAGAAAAUAUGCCCAUUCGGCCAAGUCCCGGUGCUCGAGGUCGACGGGAAAAUUCUGCCUCAAUCCCGGGCCGUCACCCGCUACUUGGCCCGAAAAUUCGGUUUCGCCGGCCAAACCGAAUGGGAACAAGCCCAAGUCGACGCGUGGGCCGAUCAACUCCUCGAUUUCAUGUUCGAAGUGCGGCCCUUCCUCUUCAAAAAGAUCGGAUUCACGCAAGGGGAUGCUGACGCGGAAUUUGCGAAGGUGGCCGGGCCGGCUAGAGACAAACUGUUUCCGCUUAUCGUCAAACAGUUGAAGGAGAAUGGGACUGGAUACUUGGUAGGAAAUAAAGUAUCCUGGGCAGAUCUCUACCUCAACUACCACGCGGAAACCUUCCGAAACCUAAAGUCCGACUACCUGGCUAAUUACCCGGAGAUCGAGGCUCACCUCAACAAAGUACGAGAGAUCCCCGAGCUGAAGGAGUGGAUCGAGAAGCGGCCGAAGAACCACUUC